Molecule: messenger RNA, 993 nt
Organism: Sitophilus oryzae (rice weevil)
Lineage: Eukaryota; Metazoa; Arthropoda; Insecta; Coleoptera; Curculionidae
Gene: Jhbp2
Product: protein takeout
Exons: 5
Coding region: 173-922 (249 amino acids)
Source: RefSeq, a predicted model, not a curated record
CAGUCUUCUUGGUCUCGGUCAUGGUCAUUGGUUUCGGGGUCGCUCGAGAAAGCCAGAAGAAAGCGCGAGCGAUCAAAUAUUAUUCAGUUACUGUCACCGCCGGCAUAAAAGUGCGACAAAUCAUAAAUAAAAAUAAUUAAUAACGUAAAUAUUCUCAAAACUGAUUUGUGAUAUGUGCCCUUCAAAGAUACUACUAGUUAUAUUUGCGUUUGCGCAGUACGUGACCGCCCAAGACCCUUUUUAUUAUAUUAAACAAUGUUCGGCAAACGAUCCCGAGAUAAACGAAUGUUUACGCGAAUCAACCAAUUACCUCAUAGCUAAUAUGAGAAGGGGAAUACCGGAAUUAAACCUAAAUAACCCCGAACCGAUCAUAAUAGAUCAAAUACAACUGGCGUUAGGAACCGGGCCUGAUGGAUAUAGAGCGAUAUUUAAGGAUAUUGAGGCAUAUGGAGUCAGUAACUGUUCCGUGACAGCAGUUAGGUCUGAUAUUGCAACCAAUCAGUUCCAGUUUACCUUAUAUAUACCAAAGAUUUCAGCACGUGCAAUUUAUGAGUCUAGUGGAGUAUUAAUUCUAGUUCAGGCAUCUGGAGGAGGCAACUAUUGGGGAGAAUAUGAGGGUGUCAAAGUGAAGGCUUAUAUUCGAGCAAGCAGAACUCCAGGCGAUGACGGACUCAGCUACUUAAAUCUUCAACAGUUAAAAAUGGACUUUAGCGUAAAGGAUAUCAAAAUGGGCGUUGACGGAAUUCAUAAUGGCAAUGCGGUACUCCAAGCCGCGUUAAACUUGUUCAUCAACAGCAACUCUCAGGAAUUAUUAAAAGAAAUGAAACCCCAUUUAAAGAAAAAGCUAAUCGUUUUGAUGAGCGAAUUCGUAUCGAACCUAUUCGAAAACGUUCCUUAUGAAGCAUUCUUGACUGACCAGUAACUUUAAUUUACCAUUAAUUUAUAAGUAUUUAUUUCUUAGUUAAUUAGUUAAAUAUAGAUUCUUCUCUGCAA